CUGCGGUAUGCCUUUGUCAAGCUACCAGACGAGUACUGUGAGCUCGGGUGAAACCACCAUGUCUACGCCUCAAAGUCCCGAGGAACUUCUUGCCUCUCUCGGCUCCAUGUCGAAGCGAAUACUAGUCUGCACGAAAAGCAGUCUUGAUACAUUACCUGUCACAGCCAAUCGCAACCCGAAUGUGCUGCUAGAACCUAUACGCGUUGCAAAGCCUCCUCCAAUUUUCGCGCGUCUAUUGGAGGCUGGUGCUCCUCAACAUCUUGCCCAAGAAAUGCACACGAUCUAUCUCGACCGCGCGAAAAAGUUCAGGACGCGUUUCACAGCUUUGAUCUCCCGUCUCCGACAAGAUCUUUCUCGGCUACCCACUGAUGACAUCGACACAUUUGACGACCAACUCACUCCUCUGUUUCUCGGAAUGUACACAAAAGCCCUGCAGGACUGGGCGCGCGAAGGUGUUGAUAUGUUUCGCAGGCGGCGACUUCCUGACCACAAGAGACCGUUCAAUCGAAUAUUUAACCAUGAUUAUGUGCCCCUUCUGGAGCACUUUUUCGACGAGAAUCCCUUCCCGACUCAUGCAGAUAAGGCUUUCUUAGCCAGGAAGUCUGGUAUGAGCUAUCAGCAAAUUCAUGUGUGGUUUCAAAAUCGAAGAAGCCGAUAUCGGAAAGUGGGCAAGGUUCUCCGCAAAAGAACAAUGUCCGAAGGCACCGCCCUAUCUCCCAACAGCCCUGCAGUCCGUAUGGAUAAUUGGGUAACCAAACCUGGCGAGGCGACCGUCGACGAAAAUUGCAGUGACAAGGAGGCGAAGCAGUCCGAUCCACUUGAUCAACCGCGCGACCAAUGUCCUGUGAUUAGCUGUUCGACACAGGCUGAAAUCGAAUUUAACCCGAGUUGGUGGCCUCGUCGCCCUUCUUUGGUGAACCCCAGGCAAUCUUUCAUUGAUAUGGAAGGUCUGGUGGAAAAGUUUUCUCAGUUGUCAGUCCGGGACCGCACAGGUGGGCGGGGUAAAAAGCACCAGGCUGGCUUGUGUUAUUCACCUGCUGCUACUUCAUCCGUUACUGUUGUGCCAACACCUGCGCCGCUUCCUGCUCUUAUUCGAAGAGGGGAUGUAUCGUUACCACCCUUACCUCCACUUAUCGUCCCACGUACCAGCGCUUCUCGGUCUACUCGUCUGCGAGCCUUCAAUUCCCAUCAAUUACCUAAUCUAUUGGCUCCCUCGGUUGUCUCUGACUUUCCCGAGUCGCCGCACAAAAAACGGAAAGUUAUCUCAGAAGAUUCAUUCCUUGGCGCAACUUCAUUCGUAUGUGAACGGCUGUCCAUGGCCGAAUGUGACGUCGCUUCUUCAAGAGUGCCUCAGGUCACCCCACACUCAAUUCCGACCUUGUCCACAAAUACUACUCCGAGACACGUACUCCAAACGAAUGGUAGUCUUCCUUGGGUAUUUCCAAUCGGGCGGCGAGGUCUUUCGAAAUACGCUACACCACCUUGGGGCUUUCUGCCUGCGUUAACUGUUUGAACAUCACUAUUUUCUACUCUUUCACACCAGGUGAAAAAGUUUUCACCCAGGCAGCGUUUCUUGCCCUACUAAACCCUCGUGGACUCCAUUUGUAUUGCAUGCAUAGUUAUCGUUAUUGUUAUAUCUACGUGGUUUGUGGGCUAUAUUAUGUCAUACCUAGGGACUUACCUUCUGCAGCAAUUUCACGUCAUUACAACAAUCAUUCCAGUCUUCCUAGGAAGUGUCUUCUCAG
Molecule: messenger RNA, 1745 nt
Organism: Pisolithus orientalis
Lineage: Eukaryota; Fungi; Basidiomycota; Agaricomycetes; Boletales; Pisolithaceae
Exons: 4
Coding region: 8-1513 (501 amino acids)
Biological process (GO): regulation of transcription by RNA polymerase II
Molecular function (GO): RNA polymerase II cis-regulatory region sequence-specific DNA binding; DNA-binding transcription factor activity, RNA polymerase II-specific
Source: RefSeq, a predicted model, not a curated record